This is a messenger RNA of Acanthopagrus latus (yellowfin seabream), 2851 nucleotides long. Its product is annotated as cell adhesion molecule-related/down-regulated by oncogenes-like. Lineage: Eukaryota; Metazoa; Chordata; Actinopteri; Spariformes; Sparidae. The coding region runs from base 105 to 1073 and encodes 322 amino acids. The transcript is spliced from 5 exons. The record is from RefSeq and is a predicted model, not a curated record.
AGGUUUGAAAGAAAACAUUCUGCCUCUAACUUAUAGUCUGUGUUAAAAAGGAACUGCAGCUGUUUAUUAAAUCCACAGUGGAGACAUCCACAGGAGACUUCACUAUGAGACCUUACUGGAAGAAUCUUUACUGUGCUUUACUGGUGACACUGAUGGGUGCACCAUGUAUGGAGGCCUGGGAACAGAUUACCUGGACCGGUCAGGUGACGGCCGGUUUCAGAACCACUUUCACUUGUUCCUCUUCUUGCUUCCCAAGCUGCAUCUACACCUGGUCCUUUCUGGGCCGCACAGUCAAUGGCAGCACAUUGUCCUGGACACCAGAUGGACGGGACAGUACAGUGGAACUACAGUGUAAUGUGCUCAAUCCAGAAACAGGAGUCUCCAGCACUUUGACCUCCAUUGUAGAAAUUAAGAAUCGACUGUCUGUGCAAAUCAGUCCACCAAACACUGUCCCAUCUCUCAACAAGUCAGUGGAUCUGGUCUGCCAUGAUGCUGCAGCCGGUCACCUCUCAGGCCCAUCACACCAGGUGGUCUGGUACAAAGACGGACAGAAAGUGACCCUGCGUGGAAACAUGCAGCUGCUGCACAACACCUCACUUCACUUUGUCUCACUGCUGCCCUCUGAUGCUGGAUUCUACCAGUGUGAGACCUCUGUGCCUUCACAGCAGCAGACGAGAGUGUUCAGCCUGGGAUAUCUUCUCAACUUCGAUCCAUGGAACGUCAGUAUCAGCGGACCCGACGCUGUGUUCCCUGGGAGACUGAGUAAAUUCACCUGCUUGACCAGCUGCACCUUAAAUGUGGAUUGCACUGUCAGAUGGCAGUUCAGGGCGGGUUUCCCCAUUGGAACCUACCUGUCGGUCCAUGAAAAUGAGCUCAAGUGGACCCCUUCCAUACCCGGCACUUUCCAGAACUUCACCUGCGUUGCGGAAAAUGCAGCAGCUGGACAGUCUGCUGAGGCCACCAAGACAGUGGAAGUUAAAGGUGUUCUUGUCUCUGGAUCAGAGGCAGUGAGGCUCAGUGGACUUCAUGCAGUGAUCCUCAGCCUGGGACUGCUGAUGCUCUUUGAUUCUUGAGCUGUCAACUUUUUUUUUAAUGUUUUAUUUGUCUUUUGUGAAUUUAUCAGUUUUCCUUUUCUCUUUUUAUCUUCAUCAUGCAUGGAAGACACUUUAAAAUUCUUAUGUUCAUCAAAAGUGUUGAUUGACAACAUCUGUGAAACAAAAGAAGAUGAGGUUGAUAGAAAACUACCCGGUGAGGUUCUGGGAAAACAUUGUGGUUUGGGUUAAGAUAUCAACAUUACAUACAUUGCAUACUGUAGUUAUGUUAUGUACAUGAUGUAAGAUCAAUACAUUGGUAAGUUGUAAUAAGUCACACUGGGCACCGAUAGUGGUUUCCUGGGUGGAGGUCCUGUGUUUGACAUGACAUGACCACCCGUCCCCAGCAUCCUCUUGUGGUGGACUCUCUCACUCUUUACAGGCCUUCAUGUGACUUCGUCUCUCACUGACUAACAAUCAAAUGUAAAUACAGGCCAUAAUAAGCUGCUUUCACAGCUACUGAAGAGAUAAUAAGUGUGUCUAAACCACCAUCUGGUUUAUACAAAUACAAAGGAGAAGUUGAUUUUUUUUAAAGUCUGAAAUUCUGUAUUAUUUCAGUACAUUAUGUCUCUUAUAUAUAACAUGUUAAUUCUGCAGUUUGUCCACAAUGAUGUCUUUCCUUGCUGUCUCCACCUCCUCUGCCUUCUACAUCACAUCAGUGGAUUUAGCAUCAUGACGCACCGUUUGACCUCUGACCUGGUCGUGUUACUGAUUCACUCGCAUGCGUAAAAGAGGGCCUUUGAGAAGUCAACCUCAAUCUCAGAAAAUAACUGACUCAUUUAUGCUGAUGGGUUUUUAAAGCCCCCACAGGUGGUGAUACAUUAGUGUCUCUCUUACCUGACUGAAACUUAACAAAUAAGAAAGAUAAGAGUAUCUCACAGAGCAAACAGAUGAGGGAGACAGAGGCCCGCCGCUGUCUUCUCCUCUAUAGUUCCCAUAUGUGACAGAAAAGUGUUACCUGCCUGCCUUUUUCCUUUUCUCCUUUUUCUGAAUGUUAUCUCACCUGCUUCCUAUAGUUUCAGGUGUGUUGUUUAGUUGGAAUGAGGAAGCUAGAAAAAUGUUUGAACUGCUCAUGCAGACAAAACAAAAAUAUGUUAUGGAUUUGGGCUGCAUCAGUGCAAUCUACAUGUUAACCACUGUUGAUUUUGUUGGACAGCUGCUACGUCGUCUUAGUUAAUCAGUUGCAGAAGAAAUACGGAGAGCUUUAACUCAGAUUAAAGUAGCAGUGCCACAGUUUAGAAAUAGUCUGAUCUACAUUCAGAAUUUUACUUCAGUGAAAGAAUCUUUUCACUAUGCAAGUGAUCCAUUCCAUGUUGUUCUUUUUUUUUCUUCAUAUUUUGGGAUUUGAAUUAUUGAUGCAUUAAUGUACACAUUGUUUUCAUGUUGCUGCUGCUAAAUGAUGAGGUACUAAUUGUAUUUAUGCUGCUGAUUUUCUUGUGAAUUUUCCCCGGGAUCGAUUAAGUUUUAUCUUAAACUAUCAUUACUUAUUUGUUGAUUAUGUUCAGAUCUGUGGUCAAUCGAGAGCGAUUUUGGUGGUUCCUGUUGAUGAAGACAGGCAAUGAAUCAGUGAGUAACCUCAUACGCAUUCAAUUAAUGUAUUGAAUGCUAACAUACUGUAAACUUGGAAUCCUAGAUUAUUUUUGGAUUGAAAAACAAAACAAUGUUCUUGUCUUUUCAGUUUUGGCCAUGUCAUGCUGUUUCCACGAGAGGCGCUGUGCUCUCAUUUAAACAACAAGUGAAUAAACAAAUGUCCUUGUUGA